Molecule: messenger RNA, 2118 nt
Organism: Notolabrus celidotus (New Zealand spotty)
Lineage: Eukaryota; Metazoa; Chordata; Actinopteri; Labriformes; Labridae
Exons: 11
Coding region: 1-2118 (705 amino acids)
Biological process (GO): proteolysis; negative regulation of gene expression; positive regulation of type II interferon-mediated signaling pathway
Cellular component (GO): cytoplasm; nucleus
Molecular function (GO): cysteine-type peptidase activity; transcription corepressor activity; ubiquitin-like protein ligase binding
Source: RefSeq, a predicted model, not a curated record
AUGUUAUGGUCUUUGCGGAGCAUCAUCGUGUACCUUGAGAGAUGCCGGGAGGACAUCAUCUAUCUGGUUGCAACUGGCAGCAUUCUGAAGAAGGAAAAGGUCUCUCCUCCAUAUUAUGGAUACGAGCUUGUUGUCAGGAAUCCAAAGAAAGACUCAUCACCGUUGCCGGUUGCCACAUAUCUAACUUGUGACCACACGACUGCCUCAGUCACAUACUUUUUGGAGGCCUUCCUGACUGAUGUGGUCAGGUCCUGUGGUAGAAAAGGCAUGCGGCCUCCACUUGUGGUGAUGUGCGAUGGCUCGAUGGUGCUGAUGAAGGCAAUAUGUUUGUCAUUUGCCAAAAAAAAUCUAAAUGACACCAUCAACCAUUACUACAGGAUUGCAAGUGGGAAGGCAACAAAGGAGGAUUUCGAGGUGCCCAUUCUUCAUCGUUGCCUGAUCCACUUCAUGAAGAAUGUGAAGGACAUGUGUAGGAACUACCCUGUGGAGCGGGAUAAUGCUUGGCUCACAAGACUGGACGAUUUUGUUGUCCAGUACCAGAAGUCCCACAACGCCCUCCUAUUGGAGUUUGAGGACUCCAACAGAGUGCAAAAACACAAGAAAUUCAGAGUUGAAAUUGAAAAAUGGAAGGAACGCCAGCAGAGGAAACGGGGACGAUAUGUGACAGCGAUACGAAAGCCGUUCCCCUUCAGAAAAUCUGAUAAGAAGGGUGAUGCCUCUGUGACUGAAGGUCACACACAUGCAGAAACAGAAGAGCCCAGAUCAACCCUGCAGGGGUACAAGGGCUGGGAUUCAGUAACACAGGCUGAAUCAGCUGAAGUGGGAGCUACUGCUAUUGCACAACUUCCACUUCAAGAAAGGGUACUUUCGAGGAAGUUGUCUAAUGACAUGGAAGUAUGUGUUUGGAGAGCAGACCUGACUAACUUCAGCGUUGAUGCUGUUGUAAAUGCUGCCAAUGGUCACCUUCAACAUUUCGGAGGUCUUGCACUCGCCCUGAGCAAGGCUGGGGGGCCUGAAAUACAAGAAGAGUGCAAUAAUUUCAUUGCUAACUUUGGCACAUUGCAAACUGGACAGGCCAUUAUAACAAAUGCUGGAAGUCUGCCAUGCCAAAAAAUAAUACAUGUAGUGGGCCCAUGUUUGAUGAAAAAGCCAACAUCAGACAUGGUUUCCGCUGCUGAAAAAGAUUUGACAUUGGCUAUGCGGAACAUUUUAAAAACAGUGGAUCACCACAACUUUCAGUCCGUUGCUAUUCCUGCCGUGAGUUCUGGCAUCUUCAACUUUCCCCUGAAACUAUGUGCAGAAAUCAUCGUCAGAAAUGUGAAAGAGUUCCAUGAUCUGCGCAAGUCAUCCAUGACACCACUCACAAUACAUCUUGUGAAUAAUGACACACCAACUGUGAAGGCAAUUGAGAGAGCAUGUUUAAAGCUUCUCUCAAAAGUUGACAGUACUUCAUCCAGUGUUCCACCAAAGAAACUCCUGAAAACUCUAUACCAGGAAACACACCAAACUCCAGAGCAAGUGCUCUCCUCAGUUUGGAAAAACAAAAGCUCUGAGGUUGUGGUUGCUUUGCUCCCUACACAAACAAAAGGAAACUCAGUUCUCAUCAGACACAGCCAGCUGUUGACAUUGAGACCUCACCAGUGGUUGGCAGGAGAGGUUAUUGAAAGCUUGUUCCAAGUGUAUACUCAGGAGCUGGGGCUGGGGAACACCAUAUACCUUCUUCACCACUAUGUGGCGGGUGUCAUUCUGUUUGGUCCAAGAGACCAAGUGGCCCGGCAAAGUUUGCGCAAGAUCAACAUGGACAAUUACCAGGGAAUUAUUUCUUUUGUAAAUGUCAACAAUAACCACUGGAAGCUUCUGUACAUAAAUGCAGUCAACCAGACUGUCUUUCUGGUGGAUCCUUGCCCAAGUGCAAAAGAGGAGGAAGAAUCCAAAUAUGCAGCAAAGAGAUGGAGUGACUACCUGAAAAUGAGGAGAACAUGCCAUGGCAAAACAGACUGGGUGGACAUAAAAUGCAAGGGAGGAGUCCUGACCCAUCCAACGCAGCAGGACAGCUGUAGCUGUGGUGUUAUUGUCAGCAUGGAAAGGGCAUGGUCUAAUCCAAUAAAGAACUGUUGA